AUGACUGAUGUUGUAGAAAUUAUCGAAGGCGAAGUUGCUCAAAAAGAGCUGCAAAGUGCAGCCAGUAGAGUCCGACCUCGGCCACCAGCACAUAGCCGAAUCCCAGCCCGUAACAACUCGCACCAAAGUAAACUCAAGCCAGUGACAGAGCGAGAUGAAAGCGAUGACAUCGAAGACCUGUCAGCUUCCGUCAGGUCUUUCGACGGCAUCGACACUGAUGCUCUCAAACGGCUAAGUGCAAUGAGCAUAAUGAGUACAAUAGACGACUCUGAUCGGAGCAUCUUUUCGGCUUCAUCGUCUUCAUCAUCAGGAAAACGAAGUGGGUCUUUGAAUGCAAAACACGUGCCAGAACAGUUCCAAUCAAUGGACAGCCUUGGUGGUAGCAAUGAGAGGUACAGCUUAUCAUCCAAUGACAUUUCAUACAAUUCGCAGUUUGAUUCAUUCUCUUGCUCAAUAUCAAGCCAUGCCUUCUCCAAGUCAUCCCAGAGUACUCUUGGUAUCAGCGGGGAUAUUAUUGAAAGUAUGGGUGAUUUGGGCCAGCUUCUCGAGCCACCUACAAACAUUUAUCAAGCCCAAGGUACAAACAGGGGCCCUAGAGUGUCGGGUGGGAGUGGGAAUGGGAGCACAGCUACUUUGCCGAGCUUAUCUGAAUUCAGUGCAAUGGGAAGCACCAGUAGCAUGCCAAGCUUGGCAGAUUACAGCAUGGAUCGGAGUGGACACAGUUCCAUUAUGCCAGGCUUGGGAGGCAUCGUGGAAGAAGAUGUUUCAGCAGGUAGUUUUAGCUCAUUCAAUACUGGAGCAAGCUUUUCUACUGCGGCUACUGAGGAAGUAGGAGUUAUUAUCGGUGGACGUUCUGUGGCAGAAAUUCUGAAAGAACAAGAACAUAUCGCGGGCAGAAAUUUAGAUGUUCUAGAACCCACUAUCCGACCCAAAAAGCCACAAAUGCAACAACGAUGGAGCUCGGAUGAAAGGGAGUCGAGUACGGGAAACGCAGAAAUCAUAGACGAUGCACCUCCCGCGGUGGCGUCGCGACAAGAGUCCGAUACUUCCUCCGUCUAUGAAAACAGUGAUCACGUGCAGGAUUUGCCCCCAAGAAUGGCCCAGCGUCGAACUUCAAAUUCUCUCUCCAGUCGAGGGCUCUCGCAGACUCCACCAAGUUCUCUCUCCAGUGAAGGCCUCUCGCAGACUCCUGCACUUUCACCUGUUGGUCCUCCUCGCAAGUCUGUUUCUGGGCGAACGAAGAGGACCAUGCUGCCUGGGAUUGGUGGAGACACAAGAGUAUCGGAUACCUCUUUCAGGCUAUCGUCGAUACCUCUUCCUACUGGAUUCGGCGAGUUAUCCGAGCACAGCCCCGUCCCGAAUGUGGCCGCGCCAAGGAUGGUUCUGCGUCAGGACACUGCUUCUUCUUCAGUAUCUACUAUUGGAGGUCUCUCACAGAUUCCAACACUUUCCCCUCAUAAUCAUUCCGAGGGACGGAAAAUAGUCGUACCUGCACAGGCCGAAUCUAUAGAGACGGUGCAGGAGGUGGUACCGACAAAUGGGAGGCGAGCUGGGAAAUUUGCUGGUGGGAGUGAAAUGGAUUCACCUCCAGCAGUGGCGAUGCGUAGAAUUUCCGAUGAGCUUGACGGGCCUCUUGUCGAUGCACCAGCAGGCAUGGUAUUCCUUUGA
Cylindrotheca closterium is the source of this 1668-nucleotide messenger RNA. The record is from the annotation of a GenBank genome assembly. Lineage: Eukaryota; Bacillariophyta; Bacillariophyceae; Bacillariales; Bacillariaceae.